GUCCUUUAGGCGUUGAGGCAUGCACCGCGACCUACGCACACCACUCUCUUGCAGGCAUCCGGUGAGGUGCAGUAGUGCCGUAGAAUAUGUUAGGCCCCGAAGCAGCGGUUCGCGAUGCACAUCCUUCGUUGCUCCUCCGACUCGUCUUCGGAUCCGCUUCCAGGUCUGGGGCCUCAUUAUCGACGGGCAGUGGCAGCAGCAGCGAAGUGGAUAUCCUCGCUGUGCGCAGACGGCUUCAAUUCACCAUCAUCGUCACCGUAGCUCUUUCUUCUCUCGCUACCGCCGGCGGCGUCCUGGCUUACCAGCGUCUCAUUCGCUCAUACAGGCGGCACGAUCUCGAAGAUUCGGCACAAGGACGUGGACAUGCAGGCAAAUAUGGCCAAUCUCGACGAGGGAAAGGAGACGAGACUGAUUCGCUCAGGGGAAAAAGUCGGCUGCUCGACUGUGGAAGUCCCGCUGGCUUGCCUUCUGAUGGCGCAAAUACACCGCGCACUCGCACUAUGUCGGCAGUAGACGUGCUCGGCGACCUGGCAUCCUUGGAUAGCGCAACUCCGGACAGCAGCACUGCCAGCCCAGCGCCGCGCUAUCUCGGCACCCUGACAGCUUCUAUGCCAGGCCCUGAUGCUUACCGCAAUAUGAACCUACGACGCAAGCAGAGCCGUCCUGCGAUGAAAUGGGACGAGACCCUCCUACGCGAGCAGCUCACACGCAACUAUAGCUUUCUAGGCGAAGAGGGCAUGGCUCGUGUACGCAACUCGUUUGUCAUCGUCGUCGGUGCCGGAGGCGUGGGCUCAUGGGCUGCGCUCAUGCUCCUCCGUUCCGGCGUUUCACAUCUCCGCAUCAUCGAUUUUGAUCAAGUCUCACUUUCCAGUCUGAACCGACACGCGUGCGCAACACUAGCAGACGUCGGCAGACCGAAGGUCGUGUGUCUCGCCGAAUACUUUGCCAAGGUUGCGCCAUGGGCCAAGGUGGAGGCAUGGGUGGAUGUCUUCAAAGCUGACGACGCGGAUCGGCUGCUGCAAGGCGACCCAGACUGGGUCAUUGAUGCGAUCGACUCGAUCGACCCAAAGAUCGACCUGAUCAAGUAUUGCUUUCAACACAAUAUCAAAAUUCUCGCCUCCAUGGGUGCAGGCGGUAAAGCAGACCCCAGCAGAGUGCAAAUCAGCGACAUUUCUGAUACGUUUGAGGAUCCUCUCGCCGCCUCGGUCCGCCGGAGGUUGCGCGCUUUCGGCAUUCCUCCUUUGCCGCCCAAACAACAUCACUGGGCCCCUAGCAAGAAGGAGUUGAGGAGAGUAAGGAAGGCCCAGGCAGAGCAGACCCAGGCAGAGCAGACCCAGGCAGAGCAGACCCAGGCAGAGCAGACCCAGGCAGAGCAGACCCAGGCAGAGCAGACCCAGCGGAAGCCGGGGGAGAAUGGAAACCUUGGAAAGAAUAGUGCCAGCCUUACCAGGCGCGCAACGAAUGCCACCAUCACAACUGAGAAGUUCGCGAACGCACUAGCGCAGACGACAAGCGCACCCAACGCCCCCGCCAAUGCAAGCUCGAACGCGAAUCCUGGCGCAGCUGCCAGCAUGCCUCCUCCACAGACGCCGCAAAGUUCAUCUUCACGCACAGGCCCGUCUGCACGAAGGCACUCUCGUCGCCCAUCUUCGACAUCUUCUCUCGGCUCAGGCGUCUACUCGACGCCCCUCUCGACCCCGAAAUUGGAGGCCGACGAUGAAUCGUUCGAUGCUGCAGGCGCCGGUCCUCUGUCACCGCUGGAAGACGUGUUGGAAGGCUCAGAAAGCGAGCAUCGGUAUACUCCGCAACAAGGCUCAGAAAGUUUAGGCGAUGCCACCGUUAGCAUCGUUGGAGCACCAGAGAGCAUGGAUGGAACGAGACCGUACGCGGAGGGCGAUGGUUUGCAGGAGGUGGUGCCCGAGUCGGAAGCCGACAAGCUUGAGAUAACUUCCGAUGGCGAAGGUUCUGCGCCAGGUGCGACCGGAGGCACGGAUGGAGCGCCUGGCGAGGAAGGAGAGGCUGAGCCGAUGAUGAUGAUUCCUUGUGUGUACUCGACGGAAAAGUCCGACGUCACGCUUCUUCCUCUCCCCGAUGACGAAUUUGAAAAGGGCAAGGUCGACGAACUCAGUCCGCUCGAGCAGAUGCGCGUGCGGAUCUUGCCUGUUCUGGGAUCCAUGCCCGCCAUGUUCGGCCUGGCUGCUGCAACUUACGUCAUCUGUCAAAUUGGCGGGCAUAAGAUCGAGCCUUUGGCGCACAAGCGGAGGCGGAAACUUUACGACAAGAUCUACUCGGACCUGGACCACAGCGAACGCCGCCAUCCUCCUUUCCGCACCGCGUCGGAUGCGCCCCCGCCCCUGUUGUUCAAUGCCAACGACAUUGCUUUCCUCUUCGAAGAGAUCUUUGCCGGCCGGACGAUCGUGCCUCCGUUCGAGAGCCUGUCUCAUGCACAGAUGAUGCGCUGGGACGCGUCUCUACCGUUAUCGUGGAGCAACAUUGCGCUCUUCUCGCGCACGCAGGCAAAGAUCCAUGAAAAAGAGGUGCUUGCACAGGGCAAGAGUCCACAUGCUAUUUGGGGCGAGGGCGCUGCGAAGCGACUGCGCGUGUGUCAGGCGCGAGAGCGCUAUCUACGCGAAAUCCGCGAGAUGUAAUGCCAUGCUGUGAUAAUUUACAUCGGAUAGGAUCCAGUGAGCCG
Tilletiaria anomala UBC 951 is the source of this 2692-nucleotide messenger RNA. RefSeq lists its product as uncharacterized. Gene Ontology annotation, molecular function: tRNA threonylcarbamoyladenosine dehydratase activity; ubiquitin-like modifier activating enzyme activity. The transcript has 2 exons. Bases 87 to 2648 code for a protein of 853 amino acids. Gene Ontology annotation, cellular component: mitochondrial outer membrane. The record is from RefSeq and is a predicted model, not a curated record. Gene Ontology annotation, biological process: cyclic threonylcarbamoyladenosine biosynthetic process. NCBI's taxonomy places the organism in Eukaryota, Fungi, Basidiomycota, Exobasidiomycetes, Georgefischeriales, Tilletiariaceae.